CAUAAGAAAUCGAAGCCAUUUCUUGCGAAAAAAGGAGUCGAUGUAAAGUGAUCAAUUGCGUGAUGAUUUUACGUGGUUUGUCGUCAUGCAAGAAUUGAUAAACUAACAUUGUGAAAAACUAAACACUCGCAAUCAUGUCUAUUCCACCGUAUUUGUUGAACCCAAAUCCAUGGGCCACAAUGAUGGCCCAGCAACAAGCCCAGAUAGCAGCCCAAGUACAUGCUCAGGCUGCUGCGGCUCAUGCUCAAGCUGCUCAUCACGCUCACAUGCAGGCUAUAGCUGGACCACCGUUACCUCAGAUGCCUAAACAACCAGAAGUCUUAUCUGAGGAUAAACUUCAAGAAAAAGCACAAAAAUGGCAGCAAUUACAAUCAAAGCGAUUUGCGGAGAAGAGAAAGUUUGGCUUUGUAGAUGCUCAGAAAGAAGAUAUGCCAGCUGAGCAUAUAAGAAAGAUUAUUAGAGAUCAUGGUGAUAUGAGCAGUAGAAAGUAUCGUCAUGAUAAGCGUGUUUACUUAGGAGCAUUAAAAUACAUGCCACAUGCCGUUAUGAAACUACUAGAAAAUAUGCCUAUGCCAUGGGAACAAAUAAGGGAUGUAAAGGUCUUAUAUCAUAUUACUGGAGCCAUUACUUUCGUCAAUGAAAUUCCUUGGGUUAUAGAACCUGUAUACAUAGCUCAAUGGGGCACUAUGUGGAUUAUGAUGAGACGAGAAAAAAGAGAUCGUAGACAUUUUAAGAGAAUGAGAUUCCCACCUUUUGAUGAUGAAGAGCCUCCUUUAGAUUAUGCAGAUAACGUUCUGGACGUUGAACCAUUAGAAGCUAUACAAAUUGAACUUGAUUCAGAGGAAGACGAAUCUGUGGCAUCAUGGUUUUACGAACACAAGCCUUUGGUUGGGACAAAACAUGUUAAUGGAUCUACAUAUCGGAGAUGGAACCUGGCGUUACCGCAAAUGGCCACUCUGUACCGUUUGGCUAAUCAAUUGUUAACCGACUUGGUAGAUCAAAAUUUUUUUUAUCUAUUUGACCCCAAAUCAUUCUUCACUGCAAAAGCCCUAAACAUGGCUAUCCCUGGAGGACCGAAAUUUGAACCAUUGGUGAAAGAUUCAAAUGCUGCUGAUGAAGAUUGGAAUGAAUUUAAUGACAUAAAUAAGAUCAUUAUCAGGCAGCCUAUCAGAACUGAAUACAGGAUCGCGUUUCCUUAUUUGUAUAAUAACAUGCCUCAUUUCGUGCAUCUUUCAUGGUAUCAUGCACCAAAUGUUGUGUACAUAAAGACCGAAGAUCCAGAUUUGCCUGCAUUCUAUUUCGAUCCCUUAAUCAAUCCAAUUUCUCACAGAAAUUCACUAAAGACAAUGGAACCACAAAUUGAAGACGAUGAAGACUUUGUUUUACCUGGUGAGGUACAACCAUUUCUUCAGGAGACACCACUUUAUACCGAUAACACAGCAAAUGGAAUAGCACUUCUGUGGGCGCCAAGACCAUUUAACACACGUUCUGGUAGAACAAGAAGAGCUAUUGACAUUCCAUUAGUCAAGUCAUGGUACAGAGAACAUUGUCCACCUGGACAACCUGUAAAAGUGCGAGUCAGUUAUCAAAAACUAUUAAAAUACUUUGUGCUGAAUGCUCUAAAGCACAGGCCACCGAAACCGCAGAAAAAACGCUAUUUAUUCCGUUCGUUUAAGUCUACCAAGUUCUUCCAGACAACGACGAUAGACUGGGUGGAAGCCGGUCUGCAGGUAUGUCGUCAAGGAUAUAACAUGUUGAAUCUAUUGAUACACCGAAAGAACCUUAACUAUCUUCACUUGGAUUACAAUUUCAAUCUGAAACCUGUCAAGACGCUCACGACGAAAGAGAGAAAAAAAUCACGUUUCGGUAACGCUUUUCAUCUGUGUCGUGAAAUCCUUCGUCUGACUAAGCUUAUUAUCGAUUCUCACGUUCAGUAUCGAUUAAACAAUGUGGAUGCCUUUCAACUUGCUGAUGGGUUACAAUAUAUCUUUGCACAUGUUGGUCAAUUGACUGGCAUGUAUCGAUACAAAUACAAAUUAAUGCGACAGAUUAGGAUGUGCAAGGAUUUGAAACAUCUAAUCUAUUAUCGUUUCAAUACCGGACCAGUCGGUAAAGGGCCUGGUUGUGGAUUCUGGGCACCUGGCUGGCGUGUCUGGUUGUUCUUCAUGAGAGGUAUCACUCCAUUAUUGGAAAGAUGGCUGGGUAAUUUACUGUCAAGACAAUUUGAAGGUCGCCAUUCGAAGGGUGUAGCGAAGACAGUGACGAAGCAGCGAGUUGAGUCGCACUUUGAUCUUGAAUUACGAGCAUCUGUAAUGCAUGACAUAGUAGAUAUGAUGCCUGAGGGAAUAAAACAGAACAAAGCACGGACUAUACUUCAACAUCUAAGUGAGGCCUGGCGUUGUUGGAAGGCAAAUAUUCCAUGGAAAGUGCCAGGUUUGCCAAUUCCAAUCGAGAACAUGAUAUUGCGUUACGUAAAAAUGAAAGCCGAUUGGUGGACGAAUACGGCUCAUUACAAUCGAGAGAGAAUUCGACGCGGUGCUACGGUGGAUAAAACCGUAUGCAAGAAGAAUCUUGGUCGUUUGACGCGCCUCUAUUUGAAAGCUGAGCAAGAACGACAGCAUAAUUACUUGAAAGAUGGUCCGUACAUAUCUCCGGAAGAAGCUGUAGCAAUCUUUACUACUUCAGUGCAUUGGCUGGAGUCUCGAAGAUUCGCUCCGAUUCCUUUCCCGCCGUUAUCGUACAAACACGACACAAAGCUGCUGAUAUUGGCUUUGGAACGCUUGAAAGAAGCGUAUAGUGUUAAAUCUAGAUUAAAUCAAAGUCAACGAGAAGAAUUAGGAUUGAUAGAGCAAGCGUAUGACAACCCACAUGAGGCACUAUCUAGAAUUAAGAGACAUUUGCUUACGCAAAGAGCCUUCAAGGAAGUCGGCAUUGAAUUCAUGGAUCUUUAUAGUCAUUUGAUUCCUGUGUAUGAUGUAGAGCCGCUCGAAAAGAUCACAGACGCUUACCUCGAUCAAUAUCUGUGGUAUGAGGCGGACAAAAGACGACUAUUCCCUCCCUGGGUGAAACCAGCCGACACGGAACCUCCACCACUUCUUGUUUACAAGUGGUGCCAAGGUAUCAACAAUCUUCAGGAUGUGUGGGAUGUCAGUGAGGGUGAGUGCAAUGUGUUGCUCGAAUCGAAGUUUGAGAAGCUGUACGAAAAGAUCGAUCUCACGCUGCUUAACAGACUGUUGCGUCUAAUAGUCGAUCAUAAUAUUGCCGAUUACAUGACGGCGAAGAAUAACGUAGUCAUCAAUUACAAGGAUAUGAAUCACACUAACAGUUACGGUAUUAUCAGGGGACUGCAAUUUGCAUCUUUUAUCGCUCAAUACUAUGGACUGGUAUUAGAUCUACUCGUGUUAGGUCUCCAACGAGCUAGCGAGAUGGCCGGCCCGCCGCAAAUGCCAAACGACUUCUUGACGUUUCAGGAUGUCGCCUCUGAAACGGCGCAUCCUAUUCGAUUGUACUGUCGUUACGUCGACAGAAUACAUCUGUUCCUGCGCUUCUCUGCCGAUGAAGCGAGAGAUCUUAUUCAGCGUUAUCUUACUGAGCAUCCUGAUCCGAACAAUGAGAACAUUGUUGGCUACAACAAUAAGAAAUGUUGGCCGCGAGACGCUCGUAUGAGACUGAUGAAGCAUGACGUGAACCUAGGUCGUGCCGUUUUCUGGGACAUUAAAAAUCGACUACCACGUUCCACCACUACUAUUCAGUGGGAGAAUAGCUUUGUCAGCGUUUAUAGCAAAGAUAAUCCGAAUCUAUUGUUCAACAUGAGUGGCUUUGAAUGCAGGAUUCUGCCCAAAUGUAGAACAACUCACGAGGAAUUUACACAUCGGGAUGGUGUCUGGAAUCUCCAGAACGAAAUCACAAAAGAGAGAACAGCGCAAUGCUUCCUGCGUGUUGAUGAUGAGAGCUUGCAGCGUUUCCAUAAUCGUGUCAGACAAAUCUUGAUGGCCUCGGGUUCAACCACUUUCACGAAGAUCGUAAAUAAGUGGAAUACUGCAUUAAUCGGUUUAAUGACUUAUUUCAGAGAGGCAGUGGUGAACACACAAGAGUUAUUGGAUCUGCUAGUCAAGUGUGAAAAUAAGAUUCAGACACGUAUUAAAAUCGGACUGAAUUCCAAAAUGCCAUCGCGUUUUCCACCUGUCGUCUUUUACACGCCCAAAGAAUUGGGAGGUCUGGGAAUGUUAUCGAUGGGUCAUGUGUUAAUACCGCAGUCAGACUUGAGAUGGUCGAAGCAAACCGACGUGGGCAUCACUCACUUCCGUUCGGGUAUGAGUCAUGAUGAAGAUCAACUGAUUCCCAACUUGUAUCGUUACAUACAGCCGUGGGAAUCAGAAUUUAUUGAUUCUCAACGCGUUUGGGCAGAGUACGCCUUGAAACGGCAAGAGGCCAACGCUCAGAAUCGCAGACUCACUCUGGAAGAUCUCGAGGAUAGCUGGGAUCGCGGUAUUCCCAGAAUAAAUACGCUAUUUCAGAAAGACCGACACACGCUGGCCUAUGACAAGGGCUGGCGCAUUCGCACCGAAUUCAAACAAUAUCAGGUGUUGAAACAGAAUCCGUUUUGGUGGACUCAUCAACGUCAUGACGGCAAACUAUGGAAUUUGAACAACUACCGAACUGACAUGAUUCAAGCGCUCGGCGGUGUCGAGGGCAUCCUGGAACAUACUCUCUUUAAGGGAACCUACUUCCCGACAUGGGAGGGUCUGUUUUGGGAGAAAGCAUCUGGUUUCGAAGAAUCCAUGAAAUACAAGAAAUUGACAAAUGCUCAACGUUCCGGUCUCAACCAAAUUCCCAAUCGUCGAUUCACUCUAUGGUGGUCACCCACCAUUAAUCGCGCCAACGUUUACGUCGGUUUCCAAGUGCAGCUCGAUCUGACGGGGAUAUUCAUGCACGGAAAAAUACCAACCUUAAAAAUCUCGUUGAUUCAGAUAUUCCGCGCUCACUUGUGGCAAAAGGUACACGAAUCCAUUGUAAUGGAUCUUUGCCAGGUGUUCGAUCAAGAGUUGGAUGCACUAGAAAUUGAAACUGUGCAGAAGGAGACGAUACAUCCGCGAAAGUCUUACAAAAUGAACUCCUCAUGUGCCGAUAUUCUAUUAUUCUCCGCCUAUAAGUGGAAUGUGUCUCGACCAUCUCUUCUCGCUGAUUCCAAAGAUGUGAUGGAUAACACGACCACGCAAAAAUAUUGGAUCGAUGUUCAAUUGAGAUGGGGUGACUAUGACUCACAUGACAUCGAGCGAUAUGCUCGUGCGAAAUUCCUUGAUUACACUACGGACAACAUGUCCAUUUAUCCAUCACCCACUGGUCUUCUCAUAGCCAUCGAUUUGGCAUACAACUUGCAUAGCGCUUACGGCAAUUGGUUCCCUGGUUGCAAACCACUUAUACAGCAAGCCAUGGCAAAGAUCAUGAAAGCAAAUCCAGCCUUGUAUGUGUUACGUGAACGUAUUCGCAAGGCGUUGCAGUUAUAUUCAUCCGAACCGACGGAGCCUUACCUCUCCUCGCAAAACUAUGGCGAGCUCUUCUCCAAUCAGAUCAUAUGGUUCGUUGACGACACGAACGUGUAUCGCGUGACUAUCCACAAAACUUUUGAAGGCAAUUUAACGACAAAACCGAUAAAUGGUGCAAUCUUCAUCUUCAAUCCACGCACGGGACAACUCUUUUUGAAAAUUAUUCAUACCUCCGUCUGGGCGGGCCAAAAGCGUCUGGGUCAAUUGGCCAAAUGGAAGACCGCUGAAGAAGUUGCUGCGCUGAUUCGUUCUCUACCAGUAGAGGAACAACCGAAGCAGAUUAUCGUCACCAGAAAGGGAAUGUUAGAUCCACUGGAAGUUCACUUGCUGGAUUUCCCCAACAUUGUCAUCAAAGGAUCCGAGUUACAAUUACCAUUCCAGGCAUGUCUCAAAGUCGAGAAAUUUGGUGAUUUGAUUUUAAAAGCGACCGAGCCACAAAUGGUACUAUUCAAUCUUUAUGAUGACUGGUUGAAGACAAUCUCAUCUUAUACUGCGUUCUCACGAUUGAUUCUGAUCUUACGCGCUCUGCAUGUUAACACUGAGAGAACCAAAGUCGUCCUCAAACCCGACAAGACUACCAUCACUGAGCCACAUCAUAUAUGGCCAUCACUGACGGACGACGAAUGGAUUAAAGUAGAAGUACAACUAAAGGAUCUGAUUCUAGCGGAUUAUGGCAAGAAGAACAAUGUCAAUGUUGCAUCGCUCACGCAAUCCGAGAUUCGCGACAUCAUUUUGGGUAUGGAAAUAAGUGCUCCAUCUGCGCAACGGCAACAAAUUGCCGAGAUUGAAAAGCAGACUAAGGAACAGAGCCAAUUGACCGCUACCACCACGCGAACAGUAAACAAACAUGGUGAUGAAAUUAUUACUGCGACGACGUCCAACUAUGAGACGCAAACUUUCAGCUCUAAGACUGAAUGGCGAGUACGUGCUAUCUCUGCAACCAAUCUCCAUCUCAGAACAAAUCACAUCUAUGUUUCAUCCGAUGAUAUCAAAGAAACCGGUUAUACUUACAUCUUACCUAAGAAUGUAUUAAAGAAAUUUGUUACCAUUUCCGAUUUACGAGCGCAGAUAGCUGGCUAUUUAUAUGGCAUCAGUCCACCUGACAAUCCUCAGGUAAAAGAAAUCAGAUGUAUUGUAAUGGCACCGCAAUGGGGAACUCAUCAGACCGUUCAUUUACCAAAUACGCUACCUAACCAUCAAUAUUUAAAAGAGAUGGAGCCGCUAGGAUGGAUACACACACAGCCAAACGAGCUGCCACAACUCUCGCCGCAGGACAUAUCCACUCACGCCCGGAUUAUGGCGGAGAAUUCUAUUUGGGACGGCGAGAAGACCAUAGUUAUCACUUGCAGUUUCACACCUGGUUCUUGCUCUCUCACAGCAUACAAACUAACUCCAAGUGGUUUCGAAUGGGGCAAGCAAAAUACUGAUAAGGGCAACAAUCCGAAGGGUUAUCUACCUAGCCAUUACGAAAAGGUACAGAUGCUUCUGUCCGAUCGUUUCCUUGGCUUCUUUAUGGUGCCCAGUCAAGGCUCGUGGAAUUACAAUUUCAUGGGCGUGAGACACGAUCCCAACAUGAAAUACGAGUUACAACUGGCGAAUCCAAAGGAAUUUUAUCACGAGGUGCACAGGCCGGCUCAUUUUCUCAACUUUUCAAGCUUGGAAGAUGGUGAUGGUGUUGGAGCUGAUCGAGAAGAUAUGUUUGCGUAAAAUAAACUUGUUUAAGAUUUUGACUGACAGUAAUUAAAAGAAGUGCAGGAUGUGUACGAGUAGUGUGAGAGUACGUGUUGUAAUGUUCUUUAUUUUUUACUUUUCUCGUCUAAUUAUCAUAUACAUAGACGAUUACAAACACAUGUAAUAGUAAAGAAUACAGAUUAAGCUUUUAUUACCUAA
This is a messenger RNA of Acromyrmex echinatior (Panamanian leafcutter ant), 7436 nucleotides long. It is a transcript of the gene Prp8, whose product is annotated as pre-mRNA processing factor 8. The record is from RefSeq and is a predicted model, not a curated record. Gene Ontology annotation, cellular component: catalytic step 2 spliceosome; U5 snRNP. Gene Ontology annotation, molecular function: metallopeptidase activity; U6 snRNA binding; protein binding. NCBI's taxonomy places the organism in Eukaryota, Metazoa, Arthropoda, Insecta, Hymenoptera, Formicidae. Gene Ontology annotation, biological process: spliceosomal tri-snRNP complex assembly; mRNA splicing, via spliceosome.